Messenger RNA from Pristis pectinata (smalltooth sawfish), 3729 nucleotides. Its product is annotated as solute carrier organic anion transporter family member 5A1. The record is from RefSeq and is a predicted model, not a curated record. Gene Ontology annotation, molecular function: protein binding. Bases 889 to 3246 code for a protein of 785 amino acids. Gene Ontology annotation, cellular component: membrane. Gene Ontology annotation, biological process: sodium-independent organic anion transport; transmembrane transport. NCBI's taxonomy places the organism in Eukaryota, Metazoa, Chordata, Chondrichthyes, Rhinopristiformes, Pristidae. The transcript has 9 exons.
UCUCCUACCCACGGGUCAACCGAAUUAAAAAAAAUAGAUUUUAGCCAAUUACUUUGCUAAUAAAAUAGCCUUUGUGCUAGACACAUAUUCCUUUAUGUUUAUUAAAAGCGCGGCAUUUGAUGGCGAUUUUUGCUCGAAUGCUUGUCGUCACCCCGGGUUACGACCCUAUGGAGAAUUAUGACUGCAUUUAGUUUCUUUCAACAAAUUUGUUAUUAUCACGUCGAUUCGGGGACACAGAGUGCCGGGUGUGGGGCAUCUCUCUGAUACACUUGCCCUGUGCAGCAUCCGGCGCACCACGAAGCCCAAAUGCAUCCAUAAAUAAUAGCAGAGAGGAACAAAGCGCAAUACCCACCAAAGCUUAAGUGGGGCGCCCGCAUCAACCAGUGGUGACACUGACAGGCAGCAUUCGUCCGCCCGGGAAAUGCUGCGCAAACUCCAUUGUCCACAUUGCACCCCACCCCCUCACAUCUACAACCCUCCCACUCAGUGUGCGCUUGGCUGGGGGGGAGUUAAUACUAAUCUUGCCUGGCACCGGUCAAAGCGCUGCUGCUUAGCGCACAGACGAUGGAGCCGGCGACUGCUCGGCAGCCCGGCAGCUCCAGCCGGUGAGAGGGGAGAGAGCCGCCGGUACCGGCCGGCCCGCCAUGAGCGGCCAGUCGGCCCGCCUGCCCGCACCGCGCCGCCAGUUGUCACUCAGUGCCCCGGCGCCGGGCGCACGCCGGCUCCAGCCUCUAACCCACCGCUCGCUGCUCCCCGCCGGCCCGCCACGCGUGGUGACCCGGGAGCCUUGAUUCUUUCCGUUCGGAGGGUGGUGGGGCUGGAGGUGAGGGGUGGGUGGGGAGAGUAGACCGAGGAUCGUCGCCGGCAGCGGCGGCGGCGGGGGUGAGGAUGGCUUCGGCCGGCUCGCUGCGGGAAGCAGCCGCUCAGCCCCGCGGCCAGGAACCGGCGCCCGGCCAGUCCCGAAGUUUGCCGGCGUUGAACGGCCCGUGUGACUGGUGCCCGGGAGCUGGCCAGCCCGAGCCGCCGGCUGCCAAGGGAGCCAACCUGGCCGCGUUUACAGCCCGGACCUCGGGCAGCAGCGGCGGCGGCGGCUGGGCUGCGGCGCCGGGGAGGAAGGGCAGCGGGUGCCGUUGGCCGGUGCUCGGCGACUCCCGCUGCUUCCUGGCGUGCAUGUGCUGCCUGACCUUCAUCCAGUCGCUCAUGGUGUCCGGCUACCUCAGCAGCGUCAUCACCACCAUCGAGAAACGCUACAACCUGAAGAGCUCCGAGUCGGGUCUCCUGGUCAGCUGCUUCGACAUCGGCAGCCUGGUGGUGGUGGUCUUCAUCAGUUACUUCGGGGGCCGGGGCCGGAGACCCCGCUGGUUGGCCGUGGGCGGCUUCCUCAUCGCAGUCGGAGCCGCUCUCUUCACCCUCCCUCACUUCAUCUCUCCACCUUACGAGAUCCAGGAGCUGAACACGACCUCGUCCGCACAGGGUUUGUGCAGUUCCAGCAACGGCACCGGCGCCAGAGACUCAGAGUCCGGCUGUGCGGGCAGAGAUUCCUCCGGCCAGCAGCACUCGCUCUAUGUGGCUCUUUUUGUCUGCGCCCAGCUGCUCAUCGGCGUGGGUUCGACCCCCAUCUACACGCUGGGGCCCACAUAUUUGGACGACAACGUCAAAGCCGAGAACGCAUCCCUCUACUUGGCCAUUAUGUAUGUAAUGGGAGCAUUGGGCCCUGCAGCAGGAUAUCUUCUUGGCGGUGUAUUGAUUGGCUUCUAUGUAGAUCCCAGGGCUGUAGUUCAGAUUGACCAGAGUGACCCACGCUUCAUUGGAAAUUGGUGGAGUGGAUUUUUGCUUUGUGCGAUUACCAUGCUCCUAGUUAUAGUGCCAAUGUUCACUUUCCCUCGAAAACUACCACCUCGUCAGAAGAAGAAGAAGAAAAUAGUCUCGAAUGAUUUGAACAGUGAUGAUGAGAUGAUGAAAGGGAAAGCUGAGAGCAGAGAACACAAAAGAAGCGCCGUGACUUCCUCCUUGGGUUUUGGAAAGGACAUUAAAGACAUUCCCAAAGCAGCUGUCAGGAUCUUGAGCAACAUGACAUUCCUGUUUGUGAGCUUGUCAUACACUGCAGAAAGUGCCAUCGUCACCGCUUUUAUUACCUUCAUUCCCAAGUUCAUUGAAUCUCAGUUUGGCAUCCCAGCAUCUAAUGCAAGCAUUUACACUGGUGUGGUCAUUGUUCCCAGUGCUGGUGUUGGCAUUAUCCUAGGGGGCUACAUUAUUAAAAAGCUCAAGCUUGGUGCACGAGAAUCAGCUAAGCUUGCUAUGAUCUGCAGUGGGGUUUCUUUGUUGUGUUUCUCCACACUCUUCAUUGUUGGCUGUGAAAGCAUUAACCUUGGGGGCAUUAAUAUACCCUACACCACAGGCCCUUCACUUACAAUGGCACAUAGAAAUCUAACCGGUGACUGCAAUGUUAACUGUGGGUGCAGGAUCCAUGAUUAUGAACCUGUCUGUGGAUCAGAUGGGAUAACGUACUUCAGCCCUUGUUUGGCUGGCUGCUCAGUCCUUGUCAAUGAAAGCACAAGGAUGAGGAACUACACUGACUGUGCCUGUGUUCAAAGUCGGCAAGUGAUAACCCCACCUACAGUUGGGCAGAGAAAUCAGCUCCGAUUGGUUAUUGUGAAAACAUAUCUGAAUGAGAAUGGGUAUGCAGUAUCUGGCAAGUGUGAGCGGACAUGCAAUACCCUGAUCCCUUUUCUAGUAUUUCUCUUCAUCGUCACACUAAUUACAGCUUGUGCACAGCCAUCAGUAAUCAUAGUAACACUCAGGUCUGUAGAAGAUCAGGAAAGACCUUUUGCGCUGGGCAUGCAAUUUGUUCUCUUACGAACUCUUGCUUACAUUCCAACUCCAAUUUACUUCGGAGCUGUGAUUGACACAACUUGCAUGCUUUGGCAACAGGAAUGUGGCAUUGUCGGCUCCUGCUGGGAAUACGAUGUGACUUCCUUCAGAUUUGUCUACUUUGGACUGGCAGCUGGCCUCAAGUUUGCCGGCUUUGUUUUUAUCUUUUUUGCCUGGCAUUCAAUCAAGCAGAAAGAAAACCAUUUGCAAAGGUGGCGACGGAGAGCCUCACCCAUAAGCACUGUCAGUGAACUGCUCAGUAACCCAGGGACCCACCACAACUAUGCACAGACUCGAUCAUGUCCUACCUUUCAAAUAAGAGCUGAACACAAUGAAUACCUACCACAGUCUGGAACAGUUCAACAUGUAGCAUAGACAUUACCUGAUAUCCCAGGAAACAGUAAUAUACACAGCUAAGAACACUGAACGAUAUGAUGGUUGACACAGGUGAAUUCAUAUAUAUGUUGUCUUAGGGAAUUAGUUGUCAAAAAAUUACUGAUGGUUGUUCUGAAGUUUAGUUCUUUGACAAAAGCACCAUUUGGAAAGUUUCUCCAGGUAAACAACAAAACCUGUGCCUUUUUAAUUUAAAAAAUGAUGUCCACUGACUAAAGAAAACAGAUAAUCGUAUCAAUUAUGGCACACUGGAGGGCUGGAUACCUCAAUGUGAUUAGAAUUCUCAGAUAACUUGUGUCAUUUUUAAUCUUAUGGAGUGACGAUUUGCAUUCAAGAGUCAAUUUAAACUUUCAAUUUUUGAAAGAAUAAGAAACAGAUGAACAAACUUCCAUAACAUUUUUAAAAAAUAAGUUCUAUUUUGAUCUGUUGCGGAUCAUUAGAAACUUCUACAUGUUCCAAGAUACA